AGAGACAGCAUAUAAAUGAAUUACAGUAAUUGAUUAUUAAUAUUAACAGUAUGAGUGGUAUUCAUCCUUGGUUCCUUUUCAGUUGAGCUGAGCUCGGGUAGGGGUGAGGCAGUGUAAGUAAAUGGCCACCUCAACCGCCGCAUGUCUCUUCUGUCACUUCCCAAACUGCUUCUUCACAUAUUCCUUUGCUCGCACCAUCAACAACAGCAACUGCAUGUUCUCUCUAACGCAUCUCUCAACCACUCUCUCUCUCCCUCUCACUCCCACUCGCACUCACUUACACCUCCUCGCUUCCCAAACCAACAACACCACCACAACACGGAAAAGUCGAAGGCUGAAAACUGACGAUGAGAUCUGCUCCGAUAUUCGUCAAUUCCUCGCCGACGUUGGCCUUCCGCAAGACCACAUUCCCUCUACCAAGGAGCUUUUACACCAUGGAAGGAAUGACCUGGCAAACAUUGUUAGACGGAGAGGUCAUAAACAGAUCCGGGACCUUCUCACGAGCUCAUUAUAUGGCGACAUUGAUUCUUUAAACACGGGAAAAAGUUUAGAUGAAAGACUGGAUGCUGCAAAUGAUAGUGAGGAUCUAUUAACAGGUCAGAAUGAGAAGGUUGUCACCUUGGUCGAUGAUGUUGUGGCAUCUACUGAAUUUGUUCAUACUGACUCAACUCUGAGAUUAAAUGAAUACACUUCCAUCCCUGUAGCAUCCUCGGCUAGUUCAUCUUUGGUGGAUGGCUUAGGUGAACUCAAAGAUCAUUCUGAACAGGUCAACAACAUGGCAAAGGAGAAUUUGUAUCCCAACAUGCCAACAGAAAUUUCUGGUGAAUCAUCAUUUGAGACAACAUGGUCUGCAACUUCAGAGCACGAGGACUCUUUAAUGGGAAGAAUGGUUGGAGAUAUUACCUUUCCUUUGAAAGUUCCUUCCAUGGAAAACCAUUCCGACACUUCAUUUAAUGAUCCUGAUCUCGACACUGCAGACAUCAGUGAUAUAAAUGUCGACACUUUGGCCAAUUUAUCAUUGGAGGAAAAGGUUGCAAAAUUUAUUCAGAAUGGAGAUUUAGAUCAAGUUGAAGGUGUCCAUCCACCUAAAGAGAAUAGUAACUUGGCACAUAAUGGGAACUCACUUACAUCCAAUCAAGUUGUUGCAUCUGGAAAAUUGGACCAGCCUCUGUGGGAUGAUCACACGCCACAUGAGGACCCGAUAACUCAUUUUGACAAGGAUUUGGACAAUGAGGCGCCAAAUGUACCAAAUCAAAGUGAGAUAAAUCAUCUCAAAUUCAUGCUGUACCAGAAGGAGUUGGAGCUGUCUCGGCUGAAGGAACAGAUUGAGAAGGAAAAGCAUGCUUUGUCUGUCUUGCAAACCAAGGCAGAGGAAGAAAUCAGCAAGGCUAAAAAACUUAUAUCUGAAAAAGAUGCAGAGUUGCAUGGUGCUGAAGAAAGUCUUUCAGGACUCCAGGAGGUUCCUGUUGAGUUCUUCUGCGAUGGUGAUGUUGUGGAAGUGGCUGGUAGCUUCAACGGCUGGCAUCACCCAAUAAAGAUGGAUCCUCAACCAUUAACCAGUAUUAUAGAUCAUGGUGGACCAAGGAAAUCCAGAAUUUGGUCAACAAUGCUGUGGCUUUAUCCUGGUGUGUAUGAGAUAAAAUUUGUUGUUGAUGGCCACUGGAGAAUAGAUCCUCAACGAGAGUCGGUAGCAAGGGGUCACAUAUGUAACAACAUUUUAAGAGUAGAUAGAUGAUACAUCCAGGUUCAGGUCACAACUGCCAGAUGUAUAUAACAAGUCAACAAGCCUCGUAGGGUACAUAUAGAUUGAAGACAAUGGUUUGCUGUGAACAUCUAAAUUAUCAAUUUUGACAGCAAUAUGGACAAGAGGGGACACAAGUAUGCAUGCAAGAUAGAGCAGCAUUUAGAUUGAGUAUCUUCUAAUACAGCAUCCAGUUCGUACAUUUAUUAAGGUUGAGAUUAGUAUUUAAUGUCUUGACAUCUUUCAGGUAUGUGCAAGGGUUAGUUUGUAAUCAGGAGAAAAUAAAUUAUUAGGUGUGGGCUAUUACUAUUAGUGAGGGAUUUAGAUAGUUUUAGAAAAGAGGUAAUAGGUUUUAUCUUUUGAAGUCCACGCCAUCACUGUACCUAUUAGGAGAGAAUGGUUGCUUCAUUUGUAUUCCUCAUCUCUUCUUUCUGUUUUUUGUGGUUCAUUUUCAAAGCGGCUCACAGGAACAAUGAUACAAAUUCAUUUUGCUUAGUGCUGUAAAUUUAGGAUGUGAUGUCGAAAAUUCAGAUUAAGAGUACAUAAUUUCCUAGAUUUUCAAACA
Messenger RNA from Cicer arietinum (chickpea), 2306 nucleotides. RefSeq names its product protein PTST homolog 3, chloroplastic. The record is from RefSeq and is a predicted model, not a curated record. NCBI's taxonomy places the organism in Eukaryota, Viridiplantae, Streptophyta, Magnoliopsida, Fabales, Fabaceae.